Messenger RNA from Pleurotus ostreatus (oyster mushroom), 1383 nucleotides. RefSeq lists its product as uncharacterized. The transcript has 5 exons. Lineage: Eukaryota; Fungi; Basidiomycota; Agaricomycetes; Agaricales; Pleurotaceae. The record is from RefSeq and is a predicted model, not a curated record. The coding region runs from base 1 to 1383 and encodes 460 amino acids.
AUGCUCUCUGCUCUCGUCCUCGUAGCUCUAGCCGCCCUGUGCGCUGCGACGUUCCAGCCUAUAGGGGCCCCCUUUCUUUCCCCAGUCACCACAGCACCCGGCUUCGCAGCGCAGGUCAUCUUCUCGAACCUCACCGCGCCCCGCGGGAUAGCGUUCGACGACCAGGACAACCUGCUCGUUGUCGAAAGGGGCCUCGGCGUGACGGCGUUCACCAAGACUACCCAGGGAGGGGCCUCUGGGUGGGAGCGGACCGUCGUGAUCAGCGACCCUGGGUUUACACAUGCUAUCGAAGUCGACGGCUCGAGCCUCUUCGUGAGUACCGCAAGCGAAGUCAGGCUGUACAAAUACGAUUCCGCGACCAAAACCGUCAGUGGAUCGACCGUGGUCGUUAACGGACUCCCUGCCGAUGGAGAAUUGACGACGCACGCAUUGCUACUCUACAAGCCCAAGACCUCUGCGACGCGCUCAGCCACGGUCUUGUUCGUGGGGAGCGGUCCUCUCACCAACAUCGACCCCACGGCCCGCGACCCAGCGUCCGGUCGGUCCCAAGUUCGUGGCUUCAAACUGUCUACACCGGGCUCCGCCCUCCCGCAGACGUGGCUUUCCGGGGAGCUCAUUGCGUACGGAAUCAGAAAUCCCGCUGGCUUCGCCAUCCCUGCAGUACAGCUUUCCGCGGCCGACGCGCGGCCUGGCCUGUUUAUUCUGGAGAACGGGGCGUCGAUCGACGACGUGCCUGGAUUCACACCGAAGUUUGUGAACGACAACCCCGCCGACGAGCUCGAGCUCGUAGCAGGGACCGGCGCUCUUGGCAGAGCGUACGGUUUCCCCGACUGCACCACCUUGUGGAAUCCGACGGCAGACCCUGUUGGGAAUCCGCAGUACGUUGGGCUGCCGCAAGGCGCCCAGUUCAGCUUGAAUCUCGAUCCACUUCGCAACGACGCAUGGUGUGGACAGCAAGCUAACAACGUACCUCCCUCGUUGAGCUUCCAGGCGCACUCGGUACCUCUCGAUAUCAAGUUCUACGAACCCGGAGCCGUUUCAUCCGUAACAUCAUUCCCCACAACAUAUGCGAACGACGCAUUUGUUUCCUUCCGUGGUUCGUUUAACAGAGAUCCCCCCACCGGCUAUGGCGUUGUCCAUGUGCCUUUCCCCAUCACUUCCCCAACUCAAGCAUCUCCGUUUAUCGUCCAAGCAGCUGACUUGUCCACUUGUCCUGGCACUUGCAUCCGCCCCGUUGGUUUGUCAUUUAGCAAGGAUGGACGCCUGUACGUCAGUAGCGAUAGUAGUCGCGAGCUUUUCGUUGUCCAGCGUGGUCCUACGUUUACCGUAGCACCCCCAGGUCCCACGCUUACUAUUCCUUUCCCAACCCCCGAGGCUUCGUAG